AUGAACAUUAGUCAAAUAUUUAUUAAGAUUAUUUUUUAUUUAAGAUUUUUCGAUGAUCAACAAUGGCUUCAGAUAGAUUUACUUAAUGUGAUGCACAUAACAGGUGUCAUAACUCAAGGUAGACCAGAUCAUCCUGCCUGGGUGAAAUCAUACAUUGUCCAAACCAGUAUUGAUGGUGUGAACUUUAACCCUUAUUCCGACAAAGGCAAUCUGUCACCGACAAUAUUACAUGGCAACACAGACAGCAACACGAAAGUGAAACAGACAUUUGAUCACCGAGUUCCAGCCCGUUAUGUAAGAAUUUAUCCUGUGACCUAUCAAGGUCAGAUAGCGAUGAGAUUUGAAUUGUUGGGAUGUUUCCUGCAUGCUCAAGUCCACAUGGAUAAUAUCAUGUCACUGUUUUUUUCAGAGGGAAUAUGUAACACAUCAAUGGGUGUUGAAAACUACAGAAUCGUCACCGAAAGCCAACUCACUGCUUCCUCUAAUAAAAAUAUUUACUAUUUGCCAAGUUCAGCACUGAAUAAUCCUGGUAUCGUAGGUGACUACACUGGUGUAUGGAUAGCAAAGAAGAAUGAUGUUGGACAAUGGAUUGAAGUGAAAUUUGAUGUACCCCAUGUUAUUACCGAUAUCAGAACAGCUGGUCGUCAUGGUUUUGACCAAUGGGUGAAGUCAUACAAAGUUCAAUAUUCUACUGACGGAAUUAAAUAUAAAUAUUAUGAAGAGGUUUCUGGAACGGUUAAGAUAUUUAGUGGUAAUUAUGACAGUGAAACACCAGUAACCAACAUAUUCCAAACACCAAUACGAACUCGAUAUCUUCGUAUCUUACCACAAACAUGGUACAAUAAAAUAGCUUUACGAAUGGAGAUACAUGGUUGUUAUCAGUCAUACUCCAGUAAGUUUCAUUUCAUUAUAGGAAUGUAUUGUUCUUGUAUGUCAAGCUGUUAUUUGUUUGCAUUCAUUUAUAAAUACUUAAGACAACACAGUUCUUAA
This is a messenger RNA of Lottia gigantea (owl limpet), 990 nucleotides long. RefSeq lists its product as hypothetical. The transcript has 5 exons. Bases 1 to 990 code for a protein of 329 amino acids. Lineage: Eukaryota; Metazoa; Mollusca; Gastropoda; Lottiidae. The record is from RefSeq and is a predicted model, not a curated record.